GGACAUUCCAGCUACAUCACGCACUUGGAUUGGUCACCUGACAACAACUUCAUCAUGUCCAACUCUGGAGACUACGAGAUCCUCUACUGGAACGUUCCAAAUGGUUGUAAACUUAUCACAAAGCCUUCAGAGUGUAAAGACAUCGACUGGGCAACUUACACCUGCGUACUGGGAUACCACGUGUUCGGUGUGUGGCCCGAUGGUUCUGACGGCACCGACAUCAAUGCUCUGAUCAGAUCUCACAACAGGAAGGUGAUCGCUCUGGCUGACGACUUCUGUAAAGUUCACCUCUUCACCUACCCGUGCUCCAAACCCAAGGCUCCCAGCCACAAGUACAGCGCCCACAGCAGUCAUGUGACCAACGUCAGCUUCCUGUACAGAGACAGUCACCUGAUCUCGACGGGAGGGAAGGACACCAGCAUCAUGCAGUGGCGUCUGGUGGAGAAAGCCUCGCUGUCCCUCGCCGACGGCCUCCUGUCUAAUUCCGCCCCCCACCGGGCAGACCCCAUCUUCAGCCCGCCCCCUCAAGUCACGGCCGCGACCGCACAGGAACCUUCCCCGCCUCCCCCGACCGCCAACGGGACCCAAGACCCCUCCCCAGACACCCCGCCCCCCACAAAGCUAACCCCGCCUAUCUCUGAGUUAACCCCGCCCUGCUCCGUGUCGACUCCGCCCCCCUCCGACAGCACGGUGAGUCUGAAGGACAGCCUGGAGCCGAGCGACGACACGGCCACGCCCAGCGACGAGGGCCUGCCCCCCCUCACCCCCCCCUCAUAAACCGAGUCAGUGUGAGUGUUGGUACAGCUAUCUUUGUGAGGACCCGGCCGACUCUUAGGUUCAGUUUAGGAUCAAGUUCAGGUUUAGUUAAAGAUCAGGUUCAGUCAGGAUCAGGUAGCUGUGCUGGUUGAACGAGAGACAAACACACGUUGGAUCAUUCAGACUUCACUUCCUGUGGACGUCCCGAUCUCUGAUCCAGAAUCUUGAGAGCCUUCGUGUUUCUUGAGUGAUCAGGACAACAGCUGAUUCAGUUUGUCAUGGUCUGGGGGGUCCUCACAAGUAUAGAAGUACAAAUGUGUGUGUGUCAGGACUGGAAGCUGCAGGUUUUAAUAAAAUAAACUUCUUCCUGUUUGAA
Molecule: messenger RNA, 1132 nt
Organism: Micropterus dolomieu (smallmouth bass)
Lineage: Eukaryota; Metazoa; Chordata; Actinopteri; Centrarchiformes; Centrarchidae
Product: echinoderm microtubule-associated protein-like 4
Biological process (GO): microtubule cytoskeleton organization
Cellular component (GO): mitotic spindle
Molecular function (GO): microtubule binding
Source: RefSeq, a predicted model, not a curated record